AUGGUUACAUUUGUACAGUUUUAUGACAAAGCUGAGAAAGAUAUUAAAACAGUAUUUCUGUCCAUAGAUAAUUUGCUGGAAGAAUCUGAUUCUGCUAAUGCUCAGACUAUAACACAGAUGAUUGUUAAAACUUUAACAGACUUUGAGCUUGAAAUUGGAAAACUGUCAUCUUUUGUUUCAGAUGGCGCAUCUGUUAUGACUGGCAAGCAAAAUGGGGUUGCAGCCAGACUUAAGAAAGAGGUGAAUCCUAAACUGAUUAGCAUUCACUGCAUUUGUCAUAGGCUAGCUUUAGCUUGUACUGACACAUUAGAAGAUGCAACCUACUUUAAACAAGUUCAGUUGUGGCUAGUUCAGUUGUGGAAAUUAUUUGAAAAUUCUCCUAAAAAGUUAGCUGUGUAUUUCAAAGUCCAAACUGAAAUGAAGUCAUUACUGUUUACAGUAGAUAAAAGUAAGAAUGUAGCUAUGCAUAGGCUGAAAAAAGCUUGUCAGACUAGGUGGCUCUCUUUUAAUAGCUCAGUACAAGCUAUCCUCAAGGAAUAUCCUACUGUGUUGCAGACUCUAAACAAACUGCAAAGCAGUGAUUCAGCUGCACUUGGCUUACUCAUUAAAAUCAGAAGUUUCAAGUUUGUCAGUGCUGUUUAUAUCUUGGCAGAAGUUUUGCCCCAUCUUGAUCAGCUUAGCAAGACCUUUCAGCUAGGAACCAUAGGCCUUUGUCAAGUACUCCCUUCCAUCCAAUACACGAAUGACAAGCUUGAUGAAAUAGCAGACAGCUUGUCCCCAAUUGAAAAACUGUGUAAAGAUCUUGAAACUGAUGGUUGUUUGAGCAUGCUAGAAUUACAACCCUCGGACCAUGACAUUACAGGCAUGAAGUGUCUGUGUAGAAAAUAUAUAGAUGCAUUAAAAAAGAAUAUUGAAGCCAGAUUUGGCAACACUCUGCCCAUUUUGUCAUCUCUGGCUGUCAUUGAUGCAAACAAGGUUCCUGGUAAAAAUGAUCCAGCAUUCAAAAGUUAUGGUGUUAAGGAUAUACAGGUAAUUGCAGAGUACUUUGAUCUUGACAAAGAUGAGCUCACUGCUGAAUGGGGCAAGUUAAAAUAUGACUUGUUAAGGUGGAACUCUGAGGAUGAAGUCAAACCUCAAAAUGAGUGCCUGAAAAGGUUAGUGAGUUUGAACUAUUUCUACCCCAUUCUUAGUGACCUUGCUGAUAUUUUACUGUCACUCCCUGUCUCAAAUGCAUGGCCUGAACGUGGAGCUAGUGCAGUAAAACGAAUUAAAACUAGGCUGAGGUCAAGUCUGAAAAAUGAUAUGCUUCAGGUGCUAAUGAAUGUUAGCAUAAAUGGUCCAGAGGUCUCAAGUAAUGAGUGUGAUGAGGUCUGUAAGGCUUCUGUCAAGCUUUGGUUAUCAAAGAAAAAAAGAAAGAAACUGCCUACAGGUAAAAUUUCUAAAAGCACAGCCACUGCAAGUGUAGUGAAAUGUUUUUCUGAAGCAGAGGUUCAAACUGAUUCAGUGGCUGAAAAUGUCAUUAGCAGGGAAGAAAUUUCUGAUAUUAUUAGAGCAGAGUUGUUGGCUUAUGACAAAUCAUGUAGACUUGAAAUGAAUGAAUCUGAUUCUCAGUCUGAUUAUGAUAGUGAUGACUAA
Molecule: messenger RNA, 1635 nt
Organism: Mercenaria mercenaria
Lineage: Eukaryota; Metazoa; Mollusca; Bivalvia; Venerida; Veneridae
Product: zinc finger protein 862-like
Exons: 1
Coding region: 1-1635 (544 amino acids)
Molecular function (GO): protein dimerization activity
Source: RefSeq, a predicted model, not a curated record